AGUGGGCUAAAACUACUGCGAGAGAUACUGACACUGCCUGAAAAACUUAUUUUAAGUGUUGUAUUGCACACUAUAAAGUUUUAAGGGUCUUUGGAUCUUUUAAGUGUUUUACUGAAGUCUCAUGCAAUUUAUCCGUGUGUCGCUAAUCGAGAGGAAUUGUCGAAAGAAGAAUGAAAAAUUGAAGCUGCCGAGUGGGCGACUAGCGGGAAAUUGAAAAUGAAAUUAUUACUUCACAGAGCACGUAGUACUUCCCCAACACUGUGCUCAUAAUUUGAUGUGUUUUGAACUUUAAGUGAACAACCUACAUCGAAGAGUAAUCAGGUCAUGUCAACGAUACCUAUCAGAGGGGUUCCAGUUGAUUUUCCAUUUGAUCCAUACCCUUGCCAAAAGGAUUACAUGCAAAAAGUUAUAGAAUGUCUUCAACAGAAUAAAAAUGGUGUGCUGGAAAGUCCCACAGGUACUGGCAAGACCCUGUGUCUGCUAUGUGCAUCUCUUGCCUGGCUGCAUGUUAAAAAGGCAGAAAGUCAGCGACAGCAGCUAGCAGCUGAGGCCUCUAGUGGAUUUACUCACGACCUGGGGGCACAGCUGACAGAAGCUGCUGGUAACAUCUGGGCAGGUGGACUGGGAGUAGCACCUUCUCCAAAGAUCAUCUAUGCCUCUAGAACACAUUCCCAGCUGUCACAGGCAAUACAGGAGCUGAAGAGAACAAAAUACAGCUACUAUCGAGUAGGAAUCUUAGGUUCUCGAGACCAGAUGUGCAUCCAUCCCAAUGUACAAAAAGAAGAAACCAAUACAGCCAAGGUUAAUUCAUGCCGAGCCAAGGUGAAUGCCAGAACAUGUCAUUUCUUCAACAACCUAGAUGCAAAAAAAAACCACCCUGAUUUCUUUGGCACUGGGCAGGCAGAUCCCAAGGUACUAGACAUUGAAGAUUUGGUCAAACUGGGAAAUAAACACAAAGUAUGUCCAUAUUAUAUGGCCAAAGAGGUGAAGACAGAUGCAGAUAUAAUAUUCAUGCCAUACAACUAUCUUCUUGAUCCAAAGUCAAGGAAGGCAAAUGGGGUUGAACUGCAAGGAAAUGUUGUCAUCUUUGAUGAAGCCCAUAAUCUAGAGAAAAUCUGUGAAGACAGUUCAUCGUUUGAUUUUACAUCUUACGACCUCACAACUGCUGUACAAGAACUGCAACAACUGUCUGAAAAAAUGAUAGACCUGUAUAAAGAAGAAGAGAGUGCCACUGUCACAUAUGGAGAUGAAUCUGAAAUAGCACCAGACUUCAAUAUUCAACAAGUUUUGCAAUUAAAAAGUCAACUACUGGAUCUUGAAAAAACUCUUGAUGAACUUGAACUACCUAAAGAUGGCUUGACAAAGGCAGGGGUGUACAUAUUUGAGCUGUUUGGAAAAGUUCACAUAAACUUUGAAACAAAGAGUCAGGUGCUGGAUUUGAUUGACAAGAUUGUAACACAUCUCAGUAGUGAAACAUCUGCAUUUUAUGGCAAAGGGGUUGGCCUUUCCAAGUUUGCUGACAUUCUUAGGAUUGUAUUCAGCAGAGACCCUGAUGAUAUGAACCAGUCCAUGUACAACCACAAGGCUAAACUAGCAAAAUUCUACAAGGUUCACAUAAGAGAAGAUACAAGUAGGCAGAAAAAGAAACCAGCAACAGAUGUAUGGUUGACCAACAAGAAGCAGGAAAAUAAAGGCCGUACAGUCAGUUACUGGUGUUUCAGUCCAGGGCACAGCAUGAAGGACUUGGAAUCUCAUGGCGUGAAGUGUAUCAUCCUGACCAGUGGUACACUGGCACCACUCAACUCCUUCACUGCUGAGAUGCAGAUAGAGUUUCCAGUCCAGUUGGAGAACCCCCAUGUAAUAGAGCACCACCAGGUGAUGAUUGGCACUGUGUGCAAAGGACCAGAUGGCACUGCACUCAAUUCUUCUUAUGAGACAAGAUACAAUGCAGAUUACCAGGCCUCUCUUGGGAAUGCUGUGGUGAAUUUUGCUCGGAUUGUACCAAAUGGACUUUUGCUGUUUUUCCCGUCAUACCCUGUGAUGAACAAGUGUCUGGAGUACUGGCAGGCAAACAGAAUUUGGGAUAGAAUAGUGCAAUACAAACAGAUAUUUGUGGAGCCAAGAGGAAAAAUAGAAUUUCAUCAGACAAUGGAAGAGUUUUAUGAGAAGAUCAAUGAUCCCAAGCUCAAUGGUGCUGUGUUUGCUGCUGUUUGUAGAGGAAAGGUCAGUGAAGGACUGGAUUUUGCUGAUAUCAAUGGCAGGGCAGUGGUGAUCACAGGGCUGCCCUAUCCACCAUAUAUGGAUGCUAAAGUGGUGCUGAAGAUGAAGUUCCUGGAUGAGAUGCAAGGAAAACAACAGAUUAAGGGCUUGACUGGAAGAGAAUGGUACAAACAGCAGGCAUCCCGUGCAGUAAAUCAAGCCAUUGGCAGAGUGAUCAGACACAAACAGGACUAUGGUGCUAUUCUGCUCUGUGAUAACAGAUUCAAAUCUCCUGCAGCUAUAUCUCAACUCCCAUCCUGGGUGCGUUCACACACUAAAGUGUAUGAAAACUUUGGUCAGGCCAUGAAAGAUGCCAUGUUCUUCUUCAAGAAUGCAGAAAAAAUGAUGCCAGCGCCUAGAUUAAAGACAAGGAAAGCAGAAUCCAGCCAACUGGGUUGCCAAGGAGCCUCCUUCAUGCCUAGCAACAGAAGUAUUGGUUCCAAGCAGCAAGUGUCCCAGGCCAGCAGUGUGGUAGCACAUGUGCCUGGAUUAAAGGAGAAAGAAGAUGAAUCUUCUCUUGCUAAAUUGAAAAUCCAAUAUGAAUGCAGUGAGUCCAGCACUUCCUCCAGACGACCAUCAGCAGGUGGGGGUUUGUUGGGGGCUCUUAGCAUGGAAGAGAGAAAAGUUGAAGAUGAAGGUUUUGAUUUGUCACAAAACAGUAUCUCCGUGGAUAAGAUGCAGGAUAAAGUCACCAGCUCAAAAGUACAAAGAAAGAAAAUAAUUUUGAAGGACCGACCAAAAUUUGAUGGUGGUAUGUCCUCAGAAUGUGAAUUAACUAAAGAUGAAAAGAAAAAUCUGCCAGCUGCUAAGGUUUAUUUAAUGCAAGUAAAACAAGCACUUAGUCAAGCUUCAUACAAGUUGUUUUCUUCAACCCUGUUCAAGUAUCAGAAAGAUGGGAAUUUUACCUCCAUGAUUGCAAACAUGGCAGAAAUAUUCACCGAUGAACCCAAAAAUCAUGAGCUGUUGCGGAGGUUAUAUCGCUUUGUCCGAAGUGAUGACAAAUACCAGUUUGACCAGGUGUGUCGGGACCUGACUGGACAGGGGUGCCUCAGCCACCCUGAGACUGGUCCAAGAAAAAGAGUGCAGGAGCAAUUUGAAAGCAAUUCUGAUAAACGUAGAAAAUUAGAGGAUGGUUCUUCGAAGGGUCCUGUUCUGGACACUAAGUCCACAAGUAAAACUGGGGCUGAAUCUGAAGGGAAUCUACAUCACCUGAACUCUACAUCAAAUUUAAGUGUGAAAGCCUUGACAGCUGUAAAGGACAUAAACUCAUCAAAUGUAACAACAGUAAAGACUCUAGUCGAUAAAGAAACAGAUUUAUUGAAUGGCUGUGUAAAAACUAACCUGGCAGAUUCUAAAUCAGAGGAAAAUGUGAAUGUUUUAGCAAGCAACCAAGAUGAAAGAAGUAAACAUUAUGAAAAUGAAGAACAAGAUAAAAAUGAACAAAAAGAGCUGUUUCCAGAGAUUUCUCAGGAAGAGUUGGAUCGAGUGAAAAGCUUCACAUCCUAUGAUCCUCCUCCUAAUUCAGGGUACUUAUGUGCAGUGUGCAAAAAGGAGAGCAAGAUCCCGCUAAAGUCCCCAUGUGAUCACUAUGCUUGCUUCAAAUGUUGGAAAAUGACAUUACAGUCAGCCAAGCAAUGUCCUGUCUGUGGUCAAGAGGUGAGACGAAGACAACUGACGAAGUUGUAUUUUCCAUCGGGACCGCUUAGAGGAGAGGAGAACUGACAUAUGGAAUGGUUACAAUAUGAAAUUUGAAUCGAUGAACAUAUUUAUUGGAGAAUUCAAAUUAAGGAAAUUACACAUUCUCACUGCUUAUUUUACAAAAGAAAAAAACAUCGACAGUUCAUUACCUCGUGACUGUAGAAUAAGUAUGAAUUCACUUUCAAACUCUUUUUUCUUGACUCAAGGUUAUUAAUUUAUUGGAUUUUUUUACAAAAAUGAUAACUUUAUGAGACAGGAGUUUCAAAAAAGAACAUCAGGUUUUUCUUCUUUUUGGGAAUGUAAUAGAACGCUUAGAAUUAUGAAGAAAAUUACAUGAUGUUCAAAAUGAGUAUUUAAUCAUAAAAUGUGUGCUGAGUAGCUUCCACAUCAUGAGAUCCUAUUUUUCAUACAAUAUAACUUAUUUAGAAAAAUGUAAAAUACAUUUAAUCAGACGAGAAUUCUUCUGUGACAUAAUUUAUUAGUGAUUAUCUCUUUUCAUGGAGCCUUGUAAAGUAGUGUAAGAAGCAUGAAGUCUCAGAUACUAGUCUCUUUUUUAUUUAUUUAUUUAAUUAUUUAUUUAUUUAUUAUUAUUAUUUUUUUUUUUUUACGAAUG
Molecule: messenger RNA, 4570 nt
Organism: Lingula anatina
Lineage: Eukaryota; Metazoa; Brachiopoda; Lingulata; Lingulida; Lingulidae
Product: regulator of telomere elongation helicase 1 homolog
Biological process (GO): telomeric loop disassembly; DNA repair; regulation of double-strand break repair via homologous recombination
Cellular component (GO): nucleus
Molecular function (GO): DNA helicase activity; ATP binding; DNA binding
Source: RefSeq, a predicted model, not a curated record